ACUAACAUUUGCAAAAGAUAAUUUAUCGUUUUAACCAUUUAAACGAGUGGAUCGAAAUACUUGUUUGUAGCAAUUAAGUGGACUUGAUAAAUAAAUAGACCUUCGAUUAGAAAGCUUUUGGUAGCUGUUUCGAGUUUUUUCGUUUUAAUUGUGAUCAUCUCGUCUUUGAAUUUAAAUGUGAGUGUUGAUUAUUAUUUAUUGAUACGUUUUCCAUAAAUACAGUUGAUUACUUGGAUCAUCUUUCUGGCUCAUAUUCACCCACCGAGAUUAAAAGCUGAAAUCGAUUAGUCUUAAGAUCAAUUGAUUAGGAGAUUAAUCUUCAUGGCAGAAGUAGCAAGUAAUCAAUCAAUCGCCAAGUUGGACUGUGGUCACGAUCAAAGUGACGUUUUUUAUAUUCACAAAUGUUCGAAGACUUUUUGUGAUGAGUGCAUGCAAGAAAAUCGUUUAAGUGUCUUGUGGAACAUUGAACUCGUCGAAACUGAUUAUCUCAAAGUCAUUGACAAGAAAAGAUGCGAAGAUACUUCCAUUUGCAACAGAGAAGCAAUUUACCGUUGUUCGUGUGGGAACAAAGACUUUUGUGAGAUUCAUUUAAUCAAGUAUCAUGAUUUAGUUGUACACCAAAAAAUAUGUUUGGCUACAAUGCUCGAUUCGGACUCAAAUGCCGAACCAUGUUCCAAGUGUGAGUAUUUUAAGGCUAAAUUUAUGAACCAGACAACAAAUGAGUUUUUCUGUGCUCCAUGCAAAAAUGAUGAUAACUCCUCUAAUUUCGUGGAAAUUGAACAAGACAACAACAGAGAUAUUACCGAAAAUCUUAAAAUUUAUUGUGUUGAUGUGAAAAAACGAUUGGAUCUAUUGAACGAGAAACUAAAUGAAUAUACGAUUGAGAUAGAAAACGAAAAGGCCGAAUUCAAUAAAGGGAUCGGUCACAUGAGAAGUAAAUUAAAAUGUUACUUGAGUGCUAACACGGUCAAAAUAGAUUCUUUGCGAGCGGAAGUGGACAAAGUUAAAAAAUUUUCGAAUCUAUUAAAUCGAAAUGAUAAAUUUGGAAUAAUCAAUCUCAUAAAGUCGAAAAAGCUCAACUAUAAACUUGCGGACUCGAAAUUGAAGUUAUGGGUUGAAGAGAUAGCUCAAUCGUAUGUUAUUCCUGAACUAACCAAAUCGGGUGUAAAUUGGGCUAAAGAAUCUGAAAGAGCUUUUCAUGAGUUGGUUCCUGGUCCACGGAACUGGAAUCUUAAUCAUGGUCCUUUUUUUCCUGAUAAUUUACUUGAAUUAACCUACGACUUAAUCAAAGAUAUAGAUUCUCACAGAAAUAGCUGUAUAGAUGCAUCUUGUUAUUGUGAACAAAACAGUCUCAAGAAAAAAUUUCAUGGCCUCAAGACUAAAGGUAAACUCUCGCAAAAUAAUCUGGAUUAUCUUCUCGACUGUUGGUACAUUGAUGGUGGUUAUGUUACUUUAUUGACUGAAACUGGUAAACGAGUUCUUAAUCAGUCUGAUUUUCUCAUCGCACGAGUUUGUUUUGAAGAAGCUCAUCGAAUCAGUCCGACCAAUUGGAUUGUUCUUGACACCUUAAUGGGUCUUUAUUUCGUGCUCGAUGAUUACCGUAAUUGUCUUAAGCUCGCAAUCGAAGGUUUGACUGCAGACCGUAAUUACUUCAAGGCUCGUGUUUUAAUAUCAGAGAUUUUGAAAAUAAAACCAACUUUAAAACCAGAAAUACCUGUUGGUCUGGAUUAUCUACUCGAUUGUAGUUCCGCAAGUGUUAUGACAAGAAAAUCAAAAAUUUUGUACGAACUCAAGAAGACGAAACAUCUUUGUGAUGGACAAAAGAAAACUGAAUCGCAGCAAGAAAAUGUUCGAAAAUCUUUGCAAUUAGACCUCAAUACAGAAACACUUUCGUCGUUACAAUCUCUAAUUUCAGCUCUAAUAAUGGUUAGUAGUGAAAUAGAAAAACAGCAAUUGAAUUAUAGAACAGUAAUAACAUUGAAAAUCACCGACAAUCCUCUUUCUAAUCCUCUUGUGAGUAACGGAUCGAUUUCUUCCAAAGAAAACCAAAAUCAUAAACGAAAGAGCCAAGGUCAUGAUCCAUCAGCAAAACGAAGACCAGUUCAAGAUUCACAGUCCAUAGAUCUAACAGCCGAAAAUAUGUACAAAACGAUAUUCUCAAUGUUUCCCGAAAAUAUUUUAGCUCGUGAAAUAGUGCAAGAAGACGAGCUAGAGGCACAAACACAGAACGAAGCUCAAGUGGAACAUUUAAUUUUAACUCGUUACCGCUCGAAGCAAAUACCAUUUGACUCAAAAGGAAAACAAAUCUAUCGACUCAUCACUGAUCUUCUCUAUGAAAUAGCAAACGAAACCACUGCGAUCAAAUUACCUUCUAAUUUCAUGGAUCUGUACAGAAUUUAUCGAAAAUGGAAUAAGUUACCGACACCUUUAACAUGCUCUAUUGAGAAUAUAAGUGUUAACAAAACAAAAUUGAUUUUAAAAGCUAAUGAAGUUCAAUUCAAUCAAUCCGAAGCAAUAUUUCUAACUGAAUCAAUACCAUAUCUACGAGAUUUAUUCGAUACCAACGAUUAUGAUAAUUUUUUCGUCCGUCUUCUGAUUCUACGAGGAAUCAAAGAGUCCAAAGUUGAUUAUCUUCUAAAGGCUAAUCAAGUUUUCGAAAAGUCUAACCUCAAAUCAGUUCAAGCAGCAAAUCAAACCGUUUACACCUCAUUUUCCGUUAGAUCAAUUAUUAACAAAAUGAAUGAGAAUAAUUUGGACACUUUAUUGGACCAACAUAAACUCGAGGAAACUGUUGAGCUAUUGGCAUCUAAAUCUGAAUUUUCUGAACAAGAAGAAGAGUAUCUUUGUCAAGCUAUUCAAUCAUCAAAACGAUGGAAACGAGGGAUCGAAAUGAUCGCUCGAACUGAACAAUUAACUGAUCGACUGCUAAAGCUACUACUAUCCUGUCUAAAGAAUAGUGAUGGAACAUCUAUUGAUCGUGAAUUAGCGAUCAAGUUGUUAAAGUUGGGAACAAGAAACUACAAUGUAAUGGCCUGGAUUUGUAUUCUACAAACAUUUAUAAUCGAGAUGCGACUUGGUAACACGGACGGAAAAAAAAUUGCCGAUUUGAUUAACUUGGUUCAUGAUUAUCUUGGGAAUAAAGAAUCUUGUUGUGAUUCCAAUGGAGAGUUUUUAUCUCUGGCACUUGAUUAUCUAAUUUGUCAAUAUAGCAGAAACAAAGAGAAACUAAUUCUUAGCUGCCUUGGUUGUUUUUACAAACAAUUAAAAUGUAGCUUCCUGUCAGCUCAUCAAGGAGCGGGGGUUAGUCUACAUUGGAAGGACAUUCGUACUAUUUACAAUCACUUCAUUCCUAAAACUUUACCAACUUUUGAUAGUGAAACAAGUAAAUCGAUUAGUGCAAAUGUUGAGGAGUUGUUACGCAAUUUGCUUCCCUUGGUCCCUGAAAAUUUAAAUCCUGAAAGAUUUUCCAAUUCUUUCAAAGAAUUUAUCGAUCAUGGAAAAUCAAUUGAGCCUCCAUCAAUUAUUCCAAAAAAUCAUGUUACUCAAGAUCUUUACUAUUAUUUAGCUGAUUAUUACUUGAAAAACAAAGAGUUUAAAAAAGCCGUCCAAUUUUAUAUUCUUGAUCUAAUUUUGAAUCGGAACCGAUUUGAUUCAUGGGCUGGUUGUGCUCUCGCAAUAACAAGUCAAAUUGAUCAAUAUUCUUCGACUAAUGGUCGAGUUUUCUACUCAUCUACUCACCAAGUGUUACUUCUGGGGAAAAAAGCAUUUCGUUGUUUCAAUGAAGCGACUCGGCUGAAAGAGAGCGAAUCGAAGGUAUCGUUCGAAUAUGGAAAAUUCGCUUACAAUAUAGCGAGUUAUAUUUCUCGAGUCAUAAAAUUUGGACCAGUCUUGGAGAAUUCGCAAAAAGAAAAAAUGAAAGAAAAACGAAAGCGAUUUCUAGAGAAAGCUAAAGUUUGCUUCGAACGUGGCACUAACAACAACUUACCCGCUUCCGAUGAAAUCUAUUUUACUUAUUAUUUUCUAGGAAAAAUCGCUGAAAGAAGUAACAUCUUACAGGCACUUCGCUAUUACAAAUUAUCGAUGUCUCAUCCUUUCUCAAGUGAAGCGACUGCUGGAAUUGAUAAUGUCAAUUCAAUCAUUUUAAUUCAUCGUUUUGGGAUCGAAAUUAACUAUCGGAUUCACGCUUGUGUCCUUAAGCAUAUCCUCGAACAUGAAAAUCUAUCAACGCAAAUAUUAUCACAAAUUCUGGUGUUUUUAACUGGUGCUGAAGAAAGUACUUUCUUUGGUUCUUUACCAGAAAGUGAAGAAACCGCUGAAGAUGCCGAGAAUGUGGUGCUGGAAAGUGAAGCACAACUAUUGUAUGAAAAGAUUCGAAAAAUGUGUGUGGGUCAAAUGUCUAGAAUCUUACGACGUUAUCCUAACCAUUGCAAAUCCCUUUAUCGAAUUGCGCAUCAUUUUCUUAAAGAUCCUCUAUUCGCUCUAGAGAUACUCACCAAAUCAUUUCAAUCGACAACUCGUCCAGAAAGUUCCACUGCUUCUGGAACUGAGGGAAAUGCAUCAGCAAAUUUUUCAUCGAUUAGAGAUUUUUUCGAUCCAACUAAAUGUGAUUAUUUUAUAUUCCGUGGAAUCCAGAAGACAUCGAACAAUUUUAUCGAUAGACCAGGAAGUUUCUGUACUCACAUUCGUCGAUUGACAAAUUUAUUGAUUGAUGUGAUAAAGUUACGUGAUUCGAUAACUUCAGGUGGUACUAAACAAUUAUUGAACAUCGCAAUAUUUUUGGACUCAUCAGUGUGCAGUAACAAAGAAUAUCUUCCUGAAACCGAUCGGGAAAAUCUUGGGAAAAAAGCAUUGGAACAUUGUUUUAGUAUUUAUGAGAGUAAAAUUGUAGAGGCGACAGGGAAUCGAAACAAUUUAGAGAGAAUUGCAGCUGAAUUAAGGGGAAUAUGUAACGAAUUAAUGAAAUAUCCUAUCUAUGAACAAUCUACUAAACAAUUCCUCGAAAAACAUAGAAAUUUGCUGAAUGUAUUACAAUUUAUUAAUCACUAACUUUAAUGACGAAUAUCUCUCCUAACAAAGUUUCUUAAAUUCACGAAAAUCUUUUCCGAUUCUGAACGAAAAUAAAAUGUUACAAUUUAAACGAUACUACUAAUCCUUUUUUCAUUAAUACUCGUUUAUAACAAUUAAGUGAACAGAUCAACCUUCAAUUAGAGGGCUGAUUCAAGUUUAUUCGUUUUUAAUUGUAAUUAAUCUUUUGAAUGUUAAUUUUGGGCAUUUAUUGUGACACUUUCUCUAAAUACAGUUGAUUCCUUGUAUCUUCAUGGAAACUUUACUUUUUUGAUCUUACUAUUGUUAUCCCUUGACACUCAAUUCAAGCAUUUGAGCCUCUUUAUUUACGAGGAAUAAGUAAUCAAUCAACCAACAAGCUGGACUUUGGUCACAAUCAACGUAACGUAUUUAAUGGUCGUAAAUUUUUGAGGACUUUGUGAAAAGUGUAAACAAGAAAAUCACUCGUGUGUAAAAAAGUUUGUUUUGCAUUUCAAUGUUGGUAUUAAUAAUAAUAAUUGAUCUUUGGCCCUUUCAUUAUUUUUUGGCACAUUUUAAUUAUUAAUUAACAACAACAACAACAAUACGAACAAUAAACUUGCGGGCUCGAAAUUGAAGUUGUGGGUUAAGGAAAUCAUUGAAUCGUUCGUUAUUCCUGAAUCGACCAAAUCGGGUAUAAAUUGGAUUAACGAAUCUGAAAGAGCUUUUCGUGAGUUGAUUUCGGGGCCACGGAAUUGGAAGUAACUGAAAGAAAUAAUUUGAAUCAAUUUGUUUUUCGUUUGCUAAAAAUUUUAAUAUUCUUGUUUAAUCAAUUACAUGUUCUUCAAGUAUUAACAAACAUUAAACGUAAAAGAAGUAAAAAAAUUAGAAUUUAAAUUUUAAUUGAUCAUAAAGUUUGUCUCUAAAAUGAUCGAUCAACC
This is a messenger RNA of Panonychus citri (citrus red mite), 5963 nucleotides long. RefSeq lists its product as uncharacterized. The transcript is spliced from 4 exons. Bases 322 to 5046 code for a protein of 1574 amino acids. The record is from RefSeq and is a predicted model, not a curated record. Gene Ontology annotation, cellular component: nucleus. Gene Ontology annotation, biological process: chromatin organization. Lineage: Eukaryota; Metazoa; Arthropoda; Arachnida; Trombidiformes; Tetranychidae. Gene Ontology annotation, molecular function: nucleosome binding; protein binding.